AUGCCUGCCUACGAGUACUGCUGCCAGUGUGGAGGCAUGAUUGUCAUCAGCACCACCUGCACCGCCUACAUGACGACUUUUAACGAUGGCGCAUCUCCUUCUUCUCUCUACAAUGACCCGGUCGUCACAUUCACCUUUCACUUCUCCGACUUGAUCGAUACCCUUUCUCGACGUUUCAGUGUCAGCAACGCUGGUCUCUUCUCAGGUCUAUGUUAA
This is a messenger RNA of Fusarium poae, 216 nucleotides long. RefSeq lists its product as uncharacterized. Lineage: Eukaryota; Fungi; Ascomycota; Sordariomycetes; Hypocreales; Nectriaceae. The record is from RefSeq and is a predicted model, not a curated record. Bases 1 to 216 code for a protein of 71 amino acids. The transcript is spliced from 2 exons.